CCUCUCAGUCUUAACAAUCAGCUCUGCUUUCUCUCUCCCUCACCCUCUCCCUCUCUCAAGACUUCCCACAACUUCUUGAUUUCUCACCCAACUUCCCACCACAUUCUCCAAAUCUUUCUCCAAAUUUAGCAUAUCCCAAAUUUGUACCCCAUUCAAUACUUUUACAAAUUGUGUCACGUUAAUUUGUUCGUACCUAACUAGCUGUUUGGAUAUCACUUCCUUUUCAUUUUAUUAUGGGUACUGAUCAUGCGUACCCUUCAACCAAUGUGGAGGACUCUCUACACCGAGUAGAGAUCCCACCACCUCAACCUUUCAUCAAAACAUUGAAGUCUUCUCUCAAGGAGACCUUCUUUCCUGAUGACCCUUUGAGGCCGUUUAAGAACCAACCUACUUCAAGAAAAUUCAUUCUUGGCUUCCAGUACUUCUUUCCAAUCCUCGAAUGGGCGCCUCGCUACACGCUCGAGUUCUUGAAAUCAGAUCUCAAUUCCGGCAUCACCAUCGCUAGCCUGGCGAUCCCACAGGGGAUUAGCUAUGCCAAGCUUGCUAACUUGCCACCAAUUCUUGGCCUAUAUUCAAGCUUUGUUCCACCAUUGAUUUAUGCCAUGAUGGGGAGCUCAAGAGAUAUGGCUGUGGGGACUGUGGCUGUGGCCUCACUUCUCACAGCUUCAAUGCUGGGGGCUGAGGUCAAUGCUGCAGAAAAUCCUACCCUUUAUCUUCAUCUUGCCUUCACCGCAACCUUCUUUGCCGGAGUUUUCCAAGCUUCCUUGGGUUUGUUGAGGCUAGGGUUUAUUGUGGAUUUUUUAUCACAUGCAACGAUAGUAGGGUUUAUGGCGGGGGCAGCGACAGUGGUUUGCCUGCAACAGCUAAAAGGAAUUCUAGGGCUUGACCAUUUCACCCGUGGGACCGAUUUAGUGUCAGUUAUGCGCUCUGUUUUCAGCCAAACACAUGAGUGGAGAUGGGAAAGCGGAGUUUUGGGAUGUUUAUUUCUUUUCUUCCUCCUCACCACAAAAUAUUUUAGCAAGAAGAAACCUAAGCUCUUUUGGAUCUCAGCCCUGGCACCUUUGACGUCAAUAGUUUUGGGAAGCGUUCUGGUUUAUCUCACCCAUGCUGAGAAACACGGCGUUCAAGUGAUAGGAAAGCUGAAGAAGGGGAUUAAUCCAUUGUCGUUUCGAGACCUUGUAUUUGUGUCUCCUUAUCUCACAACAGCUUUUAAAACUGGCAUUAUCACGGGCAUCAUAGCUCUGGCUGAAGGAAUAGCUGUUGGGAGAAGCUUUUCCAUGUUCAAGAAUUACCACAUUGAUGGGAACAAAGAGAUGAUUGCCAUUGGGAUGAUGAACGUUGUUGGUUCUUGCACUUCUUGCUACCUCACUACAGGGCCAUUUUCCAGAUCAGCAGUGAACUACAAUGCAGGAUGCAAGACGGCAAUGUCAAACGUUAUCAUGGCAAUUGCAGUGAUGUUCACAUUGUUGUUCCUCACACCAUUGUUCCACUACACUCCCCUUGUUGUGUUGUCUGCCAUCAUAAUCACCGCCAUGCUCGGCCUUAUAGAUUAUGAAGCCGCAAUCCACCUCUGGAAGGUUGACAAGUUUGACUUCGUCAUCUGCAUGAGUGCGUACAUUGGCGUCGUUUUUGCCAGCGUUGAAAUCGGCCUAGUCGUAGCGGUAGCAAUAUCUGUGAUCAGGGUGCUUUUGUUUGUGGCAAGGCCUAGGACUUUUAUUCUUGGAAACCUUCCGAAUUCCAUGGAUUACAGAAAUGUUGACCAGUACCAAAGUGCAAGCAAUAUUCCUGGAAUUCUGAUACUUGAGAUUGAUGCUCCCAUUUACUUUGCAAAUACCAACUACUUAAGAGAAAGGAUUGCAAGGUGGAUUAAUGACGAGGAAGAUAGGAUAAAAUCUGCAGGAGAAAGUAGCUUACAAUAUGUGAUAUUGGAUAUGAGUGCGGUUGCUAACAUAGACACAAGUGGAAUUAGCAUGUUUGAAGAAGUUAAGAAGCUAAUUGAUAGAAGGGGACUUCAACUUGUAUUGGCGAACCCCGGAGGUGAGGUGAUGAAGAAGAUGAACAAGUCGGAGUUGAUCGAGAAAAUAGGUCAGCAAUGGAUUUAUCUCACAGUUGCAGAGGCAGUUGCAGCAUGCAAUUUCAUGCUUCACACCACCAAACCCGACCCAAUCAAAGAUCAAGAACCCGGCGUAUGGAAUAAUGUCUGAGUUGCAUGCUAGCUCAAUUACCUUGUCUAUGUAUGUACCAGUGUAAAUUUUUGUAUCACAUAAAGCAAUGUGAAGUGUACGUAAAAUAUGAUGAGGACACAUUGAAAUGAGAAAUUAGUCUUAUCGUUUUAUGUUCUUGGUUGCUUAAUUAGUGGGAAGUUGGAAGCGUUAAUUUUUUUCCCUCUCUCGUCCUUAAUAUUGUAAAUCUCAUAACGAAACAAAACUUUACAUAGAUUCAUUUUUGUGAGCCUGAAUUAUUAAGAAUAGUCAUUUAUA
Messenger RNA from Malus domestica (apple), 2480 nucleotides. RefSeq names its product sulfate transporter 3.1. Gene Ontology annotation, molecular function: secondary active sulfate transmembrane transporter activity. The record is from RefSeq and is a predicted model, not a curated record. Lineage: Eukaryota; Viridiplantae; Streptophyta; Magnoliopsida; Rosales; Rosaceae. Gene Ontology annotation, biological process: transmembrane transport. Gene Ontology annotation, cellular component: plasma membrane.